UUUGCAAAUAAGGUUUUGAUUGGUCGAAUGAAAGAUCAACUGGACAUGAGCUCCAACGGACUGCUGUUAAGUCCACAUGUAAUAGUGGAGCUACUUUUAAUUAGAUUUUGCGAUAUCUGGAGUGGGGCUGUACAAUUUCUAGUUGUGUGGGUGCAUAUUCUCUUGUUGAGGAGCACAAGCCAGAUUUGUAUCUUUAUUUAUAUAAAGUAGAACAAAAAAACAAAUAUGCAUUUUCGUCCUCAAGUCAGGGGAUAGGGGUCACAGCCCUCUUCCCGGUUCCUACAGGCCUGUAUGUAUAUGCAUUUUGUUUAUUAGUUUUGUCAGAAAUAAAAAAUGUGUUACAUUAUGUGUCUUCAUUCUUUAAAUGUUGUUAAAACGUUUUAUAUAUUGCCUGAAUUUUAACAUUUUGUAAAUAAAAUAUAAUUUUACUGUGACAGUCUCUUUAUUUUAUAUGCAUACUCAUAUUUAUGUAACCAUUUUAUUUUUCUGUUCACUCGAGGUUGUUCGUUUAUGGUCAAAACAGUACAUUAAUUUAGUUUUAUUUAUUUUUUAGGCACAGCCUACAGUACAUAAAACAAAUAUCUUAAACCUCCACUGCACAAAAAAAAGUUCGUAAAAGUACAGUUAGACACACCUCAAACGUUUACAGAGUAUAUUGAUGUCUUCAUUCAAUAUUUCUUUAUUAUAAAUAUUUGUCAUGCUAUAUAAGGUGUUGGUUGUUGUUGGGAGUUUUUUGUGGGGUUUUUUUUUUUAAGAAAAUGUAUAAUGAAACUCAGUUGUUAUAGUCUAUUUGCGUUGGACGCUUGAGUAUAUAGAUGCAAGGGAGACAAUUAGCUGGAGUUAUUUGAUCUUGCUGUAAACAAUCUGCCGAGUGUGUACAUUUCAGGAUUAAUUAUUUUCGAUCAAUAAACAAUGGAUAAUUUAAAAAAUAUAGUUGAUCAGACAAUUGACAAGGCGAAAGAAGAAUUAAAAACAAUCAGCAAAUCUAUUUUUGAUCACCCAGAGCUUGGACAUGAAGAACAUUACGCGCACGAUCUCCUGUCUGAAUUUCUGUCCAGUAAAGGAUUCGUAGUGGAUAAACACUACAAGCUUCACACAGCAUUCAGGGCGGUGCACGACGGGGGUGUGGGUCCCAACCUUGCUGUUCUGUGCGAGUACGAUGCCCUAUCGGGACUGGGACACGCGUGCGGACACAACCUCAUAGCAGAAGUGGGCGUGGCCACAGCACUGGGUGUGAAGGCGGCGUUGGAGAAGGCGGGGAAGCCUCUGGGAAAGCUGACUGUCCUUGGGACGCCAGCAGAGGAAGGCCAGGGAGGCAAAAUUGACCUGAUCCAUUCCGGUGCAUUCGAUGGCAUCGACUGUGCCAUGAUGGCACACCCAUCACAGUUCACGUGGUCUAGACCAGUCUAUGUUGCCAUGAACGAACUCUCAAUCAAAUUCCUUGGUAAAGCUUCCCAUGCAUCCAGUGCUCCCUGGGACGGAGUGAACGCUCUGGAUGCUGCAGUUCAGUGUUACCAGAACAUCUCGUGUCUCAGACAGCAGAUGAAGCCCACGUGGAGAAUACAUGGUGUUAUAACAAAUGGCGGCAGUAAACCAAACAUAAUCCCAGAUGUCACAGAACUUCUGUAUUAUGUGCGAGCCCGAGCCCCGACCGAUCCAGAGGUUGAACAACUGAAGCUAAAGGUUGUUGAUUGUGUUGACGGAGCAGCAUUGUCAACAGGCUGCAAGGUAGAAUACGUCUUCAGUAAGAAUGGAUACUCGUCCCUAAUGUCAAACAAUGUUUUGGCCUCUUUAUUUGAUGAGAACGGCCAAGCGAUUGGGAUGAAGUUUGAGCAGGAUGAGAUAAGGCGUCGGAAAGCAGGAGGGUCCACAGACAUGGGAAAUGUAUCUCACGUUGUGCCAAGCAUCCACCCAAAUUUCUUCAUCGGAACUGCAAGUGGUCAUACUAAGGAGCUCGCUGUUACUGCCUGUUCAGAAUCUGCUCAGGAAAACACACUGUCCACUGCCAAAGCUUUAUCAAUGACAAUGGUUGACAUUUUUGAAAAUCCUGACCUCCUUCCACGUAUUCAGGAUGAAUUUAAGUUGCAGUUGGAGCAAGAGAAGAAUGUCUAACAGCUACACUGUAUAUGUUUAAAUAAAAUUAGGAGCAUGUGCAGGGAAUUGAAACCCCUCCCUACUGAAGUAGAUUUUCUUUUUUUUCCCAAUAUAUUUUCCGUUUUCCGGGGGAGCAUGACUUAACCUCCCUAUAAACAUUAGUCACCAAAGUCUAGACCCCUUCGCUCCUGCGAAAAUUCCUGUACAUGUGCUUGUAGUGGUGGUUGUGAAUAUACAAACAUCUGUCUUAUACAGUACAUGUUAGCAUGUAGUUCUUUAUUAUUUAAAGGCCUUUUCACACAUGGUUAUAUAUAUAUUUUUUAUUAUAUAUUUAUAUGACCUGAUUAUAUAUUAAAAUUACAUUAAUUUGUGAUACAAAUACCAAACCUUGCUAUUGUAUUAUCUAAAGUGUUUUAAUUGAAGCGUGAUGGAGGCUCAGGGAAUUUCACAUCAACAGACUUUGCAAAUUGGAAUUCUUCCAUGAGGUGUUCAGCAAUCUUAGUACGGGUCAAUUUUGUCUGAGCAACCUUGCCAUGAGUGAGAUGAUUGUCAAUCCUUUUACAGAUGGACAAAGCUGAUGUACAUUAUAUUUAUAUGCAUACUGGCAGAAACAUUUGUCAGUGCGCCCAAUAAAAGUAUCUCAAACCUA
This is a messenger RNA of Gigantopelta aegis, 2743 nucleotides long. Its product is annotated as peptidase M20 domain-containing protein 2-like. Gene Ontology annotation, molecular function: dipeptidase activity. The coding region runs from base 913 to 2112 and encodes 399 amino acids. The transcript is spliced from 6 exons. NCBI's taxonomy places the organism in Eukaryota, Metazoa, Mollusca, Gastropoda, Neomphalida, Peltospiridae. The record is from RefSeq and is a predicted model, not a curated record.